GCAACAGUAUUACAGGUGAAAUACAGUCUAACUCAUGAGCUUUAGUCGGAGGUGAAGCCUGACAGCAGAAGAGAUGGCUCUUUUUGGUGAUUUUGUUGCGUCCCUUGGUUUCAGUGCCACCAGUUUUUUAGGGGCUCUUGUUCUCCUGAUCGUCCUCUAUCUCGUGUCCAAUAGUUUGACCUCCCGGGAAUUACGAAAGGUGCCUCCUGGUCCAAGGCCUCUACCCCUGCUCGGCAACCUUCUGCAGCUCGAUCUCAAAAGACCUUACGUCACCCUGUUCGAGCUUUCAAAGAAGCAUGGAUCCGUGUUCACGGUCUACCUUGGAACCAGCAGAGUAGUGGUCUUGGCGGGAUACACGGCAGUCAAAGAUGCUCUGGUCAACCACGCAGAGGACUUUGGAGACAGAGAAAUCUCCCCUAUCUUUUAUGAUUUGAAUCAAGGCCAUGGAAUUCUGUUUGCUAAUGGAGAAUCCUGGAAAGAGAUGCGACGUUUUGCCCUGACCAACCUCAAAGACUUUGGAAUGAGAAAACAACUCUCUGAGCAUAAAGUCUUAGAAGAAUGCCAAUAUCUGAUUGAAGUGUUUGAAAAGCAGCAAGGGAAACCCUUUUAUACAGAAGGGCCGUUAAGUUAUGCUACAUCCAAUAUAGUCUCUGCUAUUGUGUACGGCAGCCGGUUUGAAUACAACGACCCCCAAUUCAUAAGUAUGGUGAAGCGAUCCAAUGAAACCGUAAGGAUUGUGGGCUCCACACAAAUCCAGGUUUACAACAUGUUUCCCAGGCUGUUCAGUUGGACAAAAGAACGGCAGCUUUUGGUUAAUAACCGGACGGAGACUGUCAGAGAUGUCAAAGAACUAAUCAUGCAUCUAAAAGACACACUGAACCCUCAGUUGUGCAGAGGCCUUGUCGACUGUUUUCUGAUCCGGAUGCAAAAGGACGAGGAGGCUUGUGUCAAGGACACUCGAUAUAAUGAGAACAACUUGAUAUUUACAGUGACCAGCCUGUUUUCAGCUGGCACUGAUACCACAGCGACAACUCUGAGAUGGAGUUUGCUGUUUAUGGCUAAAUAUCCACAUAUUCAAGACCAGGUGCAGGAGGAGCUGAGCAGGGUGGUAGGAAGCCGUCAGCCUCGAGUGGAGGACAGAAAGAACCUGCCGUACACUGAUGCUGUUAUUCAUGAGACACAGAGACUGGCCAACAUUGUCCCCCUUUCCAUUCCUCACAAAACCAGCCGAGACGUCACCUUCCAGGGCUUCUUCAUCAAAAAAGGGACCACUGUGUUUCCUCUUCUUACUUCUGUCCUUCAUGAUGAGAGUGAAUGGGAGACCCCGCACUUUUUUAACCCUUCCCACUUCCUGGAUGAGGAUGGGAAAUUUUUUCGGAGGGAUGCCUUUAUGCCUUUUUCUGCAGGUCACAGGGUGUGUCUGGGUGAAAGUCUGGCUAAGAUGGAGCUCUUCCUCUUCUUCAGCUCCCUCCUCCAGCGCUUUCGUUUCACUCCUCCACCUGGAGUGAAAGAGGAGGAUCUGGAUCUGACUCCAGCUGUAGGCUUCACCAUCCCCCCAUCACCUCAUGAGCUGUGUGCCGUCAGUCGCUAAUGAACACGAGAGCUGGAGUAUGGCUUCACACUGGUGACCAUGGUAUGAACAGGGUUUAACUCACAGGCAGCAGAAAAGUACAUCUAUGAGCG
Messenger RNA from Pungitius pungitius (ninespine stickleback), 1683 nucleotides. Its product is annotated as cytochrome P450 2K1-like. The coding region runs from base 74 to 1591 and encodes 505 amino acids. Gene Ontology annotation, molecular function: oxidoreductase activity, acting on paired donors, with incorporation or reduction of molecular oxygen, reduced flavin or flavoprotein as one donor, and incorporation of one atom of oxygen; iron ion binding; heme binding. Gene Ontology annotation, biological process: xenobiotic metabolic process. The record is from RefSeq and is a predicted model, not a curated record. Gene Ontology annotation, cellular component: cytoplasm; intracellular membrane-bounded organelle. The transcript is spliced from 9 exons. NCBI's taxonomy places the organism in Eukaryota, Metazoa, Chordata, Actinopteri, Perciformes, Gasterosteidae.